UGGAGAAAAGGUAACACUCUGGUCAUUACUCUGCAGCGAAAAUAACAGGUUUCAAACUUUACUGUAAUAUUACACCUCACUGUUUUGGUUCUGUGUUUUUCUUACACAACCACAUCCUUAGUACAUCCUUGAACGUAUCAUCAAAUAGACUAUGCCUGAGCACAGGUCAGCAGUUUUUGCAUGAAUCCAGAGGAGGUCAGUGUUGCAUGUCUGCUUGUGACCUCAAGUCACUUCCCCUGACUUAUCAUCUGACCUCACACUAACCUCUAUAGAUUCAGCAGGGAGCGCGUUUUUAACUUUGAAUGAAGGAGAGGCAGAGCUGAAUGCGGGUUUCCCCUGCUGCAUGCUGGAAGAGACCGCCUCCAGCUGAGAAAGCACUGCAGCAGCUCUGCUUCUGAGGGAUGGGGCUGGUGGGCGUGGCCGUGGAUGGAGGGUGGGACUUUGGGUGGUAACAAACGCCCCAUCGCUGGAUGUAAUAUUCAAUGAGCUCCGAGCAGAGGACAUCAUCAAGGGGCAACUUGACGGCAACAACACGCAGUUCAUUCAUUUUCAGCGCUGCGGACAUGCCUGGUCGACACUUCAGGUUCCCUCCUGAAAUCGGGAAGCAGAGUUGUCCCACUUUUCUGCUCCGGCGGCCAAACUUUUCGCGGCCAUAUCGCUAUGGAGCCGCUGUGGACGGACACCGGCGCUCCGGUACGACAUGCAAAUACGUACUCUGACGUCGGCGAUCAUGUGGCUUUUGGCGUAGAUCCUCCUUGUGAUCGCCAAUUUUUUCCCUUCCCUGUCGCCUGUUGUCUCGUCGGCUAUUGGGCCGCCGCGAGACUCUUUCCGACCCUUUCGGCGAGCUUGCUGCUCCAGCGGUCGCUUCGGGAUUGUACGGCGCUACCUGAACGUCGCGUCAAGAACGGGGUGGGCAGGCAGCAUCCUGUCAUGAAGACCCAGAAGAGCCGCCAUUGUUGGAGCUGACACUGUCAACGAGUCCAGCCCACGCUGCUCUACAAGCAGUCCUUCAUCUCCCAUCAUCGCAUUUGGUCUCUCUACAAAUACCAAAACAUUUCUUUGGCGUCUCUUUCUGACAGUCCCAGAAAGUCCCGUUCUGGUCUGCGUUUGAUCUGUCUGGCUCUGCUUUAGACAGUCAUUCUGUAUUUAAUCAGUGGUUCUUCAUCUUGGAAUCCUGAGCCAAGACAAAAGCAACUCUAAGCACAUUCCUGACCCGCAACCUAAAAGCAUCAUGUCAAGUCGACGCAAAGCUUCCACUCCCUGCAUGAUCCGACCAGAGCAGACACAGUUGGAGGUGGAUGAUGAUGAGGAGGAAUCGCACAAUAUGGAGGUAACAGAAAACCAUGUUCAGGAGGAGGUGCCUAUGAAUACAGACCAUCCGAUACAAGCAGAGCCAACGACAGACUCAGAUGGGACAGGCAAAGCCUCAGACGCUCCCACAGGUCCUGACAAACCACAAAAGGAGCCGCCAGACCCCUCCAAACCUCAGCGCAGACAGCAGGGGGGCUACGAGUGCAAAUACUGCACCUUUUCCACACAGAAUCUUAACACUUUCAAGGAACAUGUGGACUCCAACCAUCCAAAUGUCAUCCUCAACCCACUGUACCUGUGCGCUGUCUGCAACUUCAACACUAAGAAGUUCGAUACCCUAACGGAGCACAACGAGAGAUGUCACCCCGGGGAGAGCAACUUCAAAUUCAAACGCAUCAAAAUGAACAACCAGACAAUCCUGGAACAGACAAUAGAGGGCUGCAGCAACAAUGCAGUCAUUUACAACACGUUGGGUUCGCUUCCUGGCAAAGGGGACAGACUGGGUAGCUCCUCGCUUAGCAAAACCAACACAGUAAAAACUGCUAAACCAAAAACUUUGUCUACAGACAUCAAACGGACAGAAUUGCAGAUGGGUAAACUGACCCCAGAGCUCGCCAAGAAACCAAUAACGGCGCUCAAUGUGAACGGGACCGUUAUCAUCCCAGAGUCGACUCUGCUCAAAGCAGACAGCCUUUCUCACAUCAUGCCUUCUUUACAGCAGCCUAUAAAUUAUACCCAGGUGCCGAAGAUCGCAGUGCCCCUGAACACAACCAAAUACAACCCGUCCCUGGACGACAACCUGACGCUCAUCUCCUCCUUCAACAAGUUCCCCUACCCGACGCAGGCUGAGCUCUCCUGGCUUACCGCAGCCUCCAAACACCCGGAGGAGCAAAUCAAAGUCUGGUUCACCACUCAGCGGCUCAAGCAGGGCAUCAGCUGGUCACCUGAAGAGGUAGAAGAAGCGAGGAAGAAAAUGUUCAACGGCACCAUCUCAUCAGUGCCUCAGACUCUGACUGUUGUGGCUUCACAGCUGGGCUCCAGCUCAUCCACCAACAGCACCGCCUCCAAACCUCUGCCGUCAGCUGCCUCUGUCCUGCAGUCCCUCCCCUGUCAGAUCCUGGGCCAGAACAGCCUGGUGCUGACUCCUGUAGCCAACGGCUCCAGUGUCACAUGCACACCACUGGCGCUCACAGUGGCGAGCCAGGUGGCACAGUCGCUCAAGCGGACGCUGGCCACUCCGGUGAUCGCAACUGAGAGUAAGCGGCCGUCCAUCAUUCAGACCAUCCAUGCGUCGACGGCCACGUCGAAGCUGGCGCCGCCCAAAAUGUUGACUUUCACAGCAGACCCGAACAAAACGGCCGAGCAGCUGUCAGUGCUGCGCUCCAGCUACACACAGUGUCCUUUCCCUGAGGAAGAUGAGAUCUACAGGCUGAUAGAGACCACUGGGCUGUCCAGGGGAGAGAUAAAGAAGUGGUUCAGUGAACAGAGGCUGCUCAAUCUCAAAAGCGUGGCUUCUCCACCUGUGCUGGUGAAAGCAGAGGCGGCCCCGGCCGUUCUGGACGGCCCCGUUAAGAAAGCCGUCCCAAGUCAGUUCCCCCUGCUGGAGAGAGUGAAGGGGAAGUCAUCGGAGCAGCUCAAGGCGCUGGAGGAGAGUUUCCAGAGAAGCAGCUCUCCGACGGAAAAAGAGCUCGACCAGCUGGCUCAGGAGACGAGGCUGUCCAAGACGGAGGUGGACUGCUGGUUUUUGGAGCGCCGCGCCCUGAGAGACAACAUGGAGAAGGUUCUGCUCACCAUGGCCUGCAGGAACACGGAGGACAGGCUGGAGCGGGCGGGAGGGGCGCUGCUGAAUGGGGCUUCUCACCGAGAGCAGGACAGGAAGACUCUUCUUUCCUCUCCUCACCCACCUCCUUCCUACUCCUCCUCUUCUUCGUCUUCUACCUCCCCCCCUGUGCUUGCAGCAUCUUCCCCUCAACCUCCCACCCAUUCCUCUUCAAGAUCUCCUCCCAUACUCAACUCGUCCUCUCCCCAUCCUCCCCUCCUGCCAGUCUCCUCAAGCCCAACGCCCAUCUCCAGUCGCACGCUCGCCCUUCUCAGGGAGAUGUUCUGUCGGACCCAGUGGCCCUCCCCCGAGGAGUACAGCCAGCUGGAGCUCCAGACGAAACUGGGCCGCACCAACAUCGUCCGCUGGUUCAAGGACCACCGCUCGGCCCUGAAGAACGGCGAGACCCUGGACUGGAUGGACGCUGUCCAGAAGCAAAGCCUCGCCGAGGAACAGAACGCGGGCCAGCACCAGAACGGCCAGAUCUCCAACGACAACCAGGCCCUUUCCUUGGAAGUCAAGGCUCUGAAUGUCGAGGAGUCUGGUGGGAAUGUAGCAGCUGGGGAAGACUCCAAACUGUCCGGCCAAGACAAAGGGCGCCGGCUGGCCAAGCGACUAGCGCAGGGUGUGAGCAAUCUGAGCCGAACCGGGCAGGACCAGAACAGCUGCGGCGCAUCCGACAAAGGAAGGUGGGUCAAGGUCACUGUUGCUGCUGGAGACGAGACAGAAGGAGCGGAGAGACAGAGACUGGCCACCGACACUGGUGUUAUGACUAUGGAGCAACCAGGAAGAGUGACAGGGUGAUGGAAAGGCAAAUCUUUAAAUGCUGAUUCUCCAGCCAUCAUGGGGCAAGUCAAGACGACCAAUCAGAGACGCAGUGUGUCUGUGAUGUCAUCACGAAGCGCCAGGGUCGAUUGCAGCACUGAGGUGAAGAGCGGACGCCGAUGUGAAGAGGAGUGCCAAAGCUGGACUUCAUGCAGAACUCCCACUACUACUUUUAGUUUUCUUUUUCAUUUCUGUAAAUAUUCUUGUCAUACAGAGUAAGCGGUCUGUUCAGGUGCAGAGCGGCAAGCUUUUCUUUGAAUUUUUAUUUUCAUGAUGAAUGAAUGUUGCCCCAAAGCCUGGAAUGUUUUUGGUUGCUGUAAUAAGAACAAAAAUGUAUUAUAGUCUAUUUGCUGGAAAUUUCCUUUUUUUAAAAAAAAAAAAAAAAAAAAAACUAGCUGCAUUUUGCUCAUUAUGAGUAGAUUUUGAUGGCACUUGCAUAUUUUUCUUGUCGUAGUGGUAGAUGUUCCCGUAUCAGGCCGCUUUUCAAAUGCCUUUACGGUGAUACAAUGCUGACUCAGAUGUGCAAAACAGGCGAGUAGGAGGAGUGUGGAGCUGAGGAAACAAACUGCAGCGAGCACACACACACACACACCCCGAUUAGCAGCAGUGGUGCAAAUACUUUAACAAAAAAAAAUAUCCGCAGCUUGUUUAAGCAAUUUUUUUUUUUCAGGCGUGUUUCUUGAAGCUGAUGCGAAGCAUGAUGUGCACAUUUCUACAGAGAACUGAUAAAUCCCGGAGGAUGCAGGGUCUGUUGGACACCAUGCUGCCUUUCCAGCUCAUACCUGUUGUUUCCUGUCUACUUUGUAAAAAAAAAAAAAAAAAAAAGAAAGAAAAGGGAGCAGAGUGGAGCAACACAGUUCUGUGUUGUAAAUCUUCUCGGCUGAACCUGCCAAAAGCCUUUUUUUUUUUUUUUUUUUUUUAUUUGUGAAAAUGCUACAUGCACUCUAAAUAACCUGAGCACCUUUAUCUGAGCCUUCUCAUACAUAUAUCCAUUUGUUUAGCUGUAAAUACGUCUUGUCCUCUAUCUAGGCUUCCUCGCUUUAGAGUCGAGGUGGGAUUAAUUCCCCUCUUCAUUUUCCGCACACGCUCGAAACGGAGGUCGACGAACGUCGGAGAUACAAAAGCGGAGCUGUAAAAGGCGGUUGGAAUGUCACGGCAGUCAAAAGCCGUCACAAAGUUUCAAGCGUUUUUCUCUUUUUAAACUCAUCCUGGAAAGUGCUGUUUAAAUUGACGUCUUUAUUUCUACAAGAAUGAAAUCUGUUUUUUUCUUUCAGUCACAGAAGGAGGGAAGGGUGCUAUAAUUCGGCAUCAGCAGGUUGUAUGGCUGUAUGCGUGGCUGCAUGUUGGUUCCUGCUGUUUUGGGUCCACCGUCUCAAAUAACUCAACAUGUUGUUUUUGACGUGUACAGGAUUACUGCUUGCAUUUUCAUUUUCUACCUUUUAAGUCUGAUGCAAUUCAAUAAAAACACAGUUGACUGCAAAAUGCGGUGGUAGUCUGAAUAAAAUGAAGAAUAUGAUUUUUUAAAAAGUAAGAUCAAUAGGAUUUAAAUUGCUAGAUAUGUGAAUUCAUUGCAAUUUGUUUUCUGCCAACACAGCAACACAGUGCUUUGGAUAAGUAUUUGAACACUUUUUAAUUUUUUUUCUAACCUAAUUAGAUUGAUUUUAAAAAAAAAUGCUUGCCACACUUUUCAAAUAUGAAUUGGGAACUCUGAGUCAGAUUUGGCGUCAGAGCCGAGGUAACGGCUUCUAGUUAAAAAGCCUGAAUUUCAGCGUGGCGAUGAAUGUAGGCAUUGUUCGUGGUAACUCUUAGAAACAUUUUAAGCUUCACUUUUAAUAAGCAGACACCACUUUAAAUAUGUUCAGUUUAAUCUUGCAUGUAGCGACCCAAUCAGUAGUGGAGAUUGAGCCGCUACAUAUAAGAUUGAUUUCUAGACGCACUUUCACAUGCGUGUCUUGUAAAAUAUGUUUCCACCUAAUCUUCAUCCGCGGAGCGGCCAUAUUGAAACGUGAAGUCGGCCUUACAAGUCGUAUCUGGGGGUAAACCAUGCAGCAGAUUGGGCCCAGAGAACCAGUCCCAAUCCAUAAAACAAGAAAUGUAAUGCGAAUGUAUACAUAAUUAUCUAGACUGAACAUGCACACCAAAGGAAAACAUUAGAUUAGGCAAAAAGGAAAAUGAAACUAUAUGGACUGUAUCAAAUAAAUGCAAAUUUAAUUAUAAAUGGGUUGAAUUUCAUCUAAUUUCUUGCCUUCCUUGAUGUGAAUCAAAUAAAUCUGCUCACCUGAUGCCUGACUGAUGCCUCACAAUGUUGAGACGGAACUAAAAUGUCCAACUUAAAUGUGUGCAGAUUCCUUUCGCUUUUCUACAAGCUCUUGUGCCACCCCAAAAAACAUGCCGCCCUAGGCAGAGAGCCAUGUUGAGCAUAAUGGAAGAACUGCUGUUAACUCUAAGCUUGAGGGUUCUUUGAGAAUAUUUAGGUUUGCUUCCAGCACCACUUACCAACAUGACCCAUUAGACGGACAUCUCUUCUACUCGAUGUAUUGAUACAAAACUGAUAAUCAGCCCACAUCAAUGCAACAAUGUAAGAUGACUCGGAGGGCAAUAAAUGUCAGCGUUUUCUCUUUUAGAGGAGAAAACGAGCACUUGUGUCCCAGAGCAGAGAAACAUAAAUAGUAAUAAUAAAACAAUUCUCAACCGUUCCUUCUGUACAUAUUCUAAUAGUUUAUUUUAACAAAGUAUUGCAUUAAGGCAACAAUAAAAAAUAAUCAACACACCCAGACUCAUCUUUUCAAUAAUGUGCUGUAUUUACAAAAAAAAAGAGCAAUAGCUCUUUUUCUUUUUUCUUUUUACCUCAUUUAAAUCUCAUGUCAGAAAAACUUCCAGCUCUUUGCACCAAAGGCUCGAAAAUAUGUUACAAGCUCAGACCUGGGAGCUACACAAGUUAAAUACAGUUUCUUUAUAUAAAAUAAAGUAUUCACCCCCUUGGAUGUUUUACAAAUUUGACCUUUUUGACAAAAAAAA
Messenger RNA from Xiphophorus hellerii (green swordtail), 6973 nucleotides. RefSeq names its product zinc fingers and homeoboxes 2a (gene zhx2a). The record is from RefSeq and is a predicted model, not a curated record. The transcript is spliced from 13 exons. Gene Ontology annotation, molecular function: DNA binding; DNA-binding transcription factor activity, RNA polymerase II-specific. Bases 1232 to 3934 code for a protein of 900 amino acids. Gene Ontology annotation, biological process: regulation of transcription by RNA polymerase II. Gene Ontology annotation, cellular component: nucleus. Lineage: Eukaryota; Metazoa; Chordata; Actinopteri; Cyprinodontiformes; Poeciliidae.